ACAUUGACAUUAAAAUGACAUGACAUAGUAGGUAGUCAAUUCAAUUCAAUCGUGCGAUGUUGAUAAUCAAGGCUUAACUUAUUGUUGUAAUAACUUCAAUUACUUGAUGCAGGCGUGUGUUUGGACAUUAAUUGUGGGAGGUUCAAUACAAACCUCAAAAAAGCUUAGUAGACAUGGACGACUUGUCCAUGAAUCGCUAUGAAAAACAACUGUAUUCUGUGUUCAAAACCUUCGACGUAGAUAACGAGGAAGCCUUAGACAGGUCAGCAGUUCACAAGCUUUGUGACGCAUUGCAGCUCGAGGAUCGCGGUGCGACCCUCGUGAAUACUUUAUUCGAACGGAGUUCCGGCCGCAUCACCUUCGCACAGUUCCGGAACGGGCUGCUUGCUGUGCUCGGCGGUUCUGGAGGCGAGCCAGCACGCGCGCUAUCCGCACCGUCUGCGACGGAUGCAGCUCCACAUCACAGUGACGACGAUUCCUCGGGCCGAGAAGUGGCUCCCAAAUUUGUAUUUGGAUCAAAAAAAUAUGGUCGCCGAUCUAGGCCAACUCGUUCCGGACCUGCAGCUGAUGAGCCUUCUAGUCCACGCUCCUCUUCAGCUUCACGACUGGACACUGAUGAUAAGAAGGCAAAACAACGUAUGAGGUGCAGACGAAGUGCAUCUGUUAUGGAGACCCGGGGAGAUAGCGAAAAUAAUGGCCAACAUGAUGCUUCUACUACAAAUGUUUUUGAACACGACCGGCGCAUUGACCGUGAUGAAGCUUUCGCCUUGUGCCGUGAUUUAAACAUGGACGGUAUCGACCAACGGCUUAUAGAGCGAAUAUUUGAUAACACUACAGAUACUACUGUAGGUGAGUUUUUUGACCGUCUUAAUGCUGAACUCACAACUACAAUGGAAGAGGCCUCACGUGACGUCUCACCUACAGCAACAAUCCCAGACACCAUUGCUGAUGUGGCCCACGAUGAAGCCUCAUCUGGAUUACCCAGUGAGCUUGUACUGGAGGCAUGGGAGCGAGCAGGGGUGCACCAACCACGUCGCUUACUUACUGAGCUUGGCUUUGGUGCAGUUGCAUUGAGCUUACCUGAGCUAGAAUGUGCCCUGGAUGAUGAAUUACGGGCUCUAAGCGAACCAACUGAUGAGCCGCGAGAUGCUCGUACACUUUUACUUUUGGCUGCGCUCACACUUAGCCGACUACGCCUAGAACUGACGCGGCGUCGCAUAGAUGUGACUACUGCCGAGAGAGAUAAGCUCCGAGGAGACGUUGCCGAGGCUAAUAGACAUGCCAGACUAAUGGCACAAGAAGUCGAUGAAAGUCAUGCUCGUAUCGAGGCCGAAUUGAAAGCGAGUCUCCGUCGAGCUGAGGCGCGUCAUGCAGAAGCCAUCCGCCAGGCUGCCGCGGAACAUGCGGCCGAGCGAGAGCGCGCUGCGGCUACACGAGCGCGGCUCGAAGCGGAGAUCACGAGACGUGCCGACCUGGAGGCGCGCUUACGGGGUGAGAUGAGUGGACUGCAGGAGCGCGCCGACGAGCUCGAGGCGCGCGUAGCGACUGCAGAAGAACGUUGCACUGAAACCGAGAGGGAACGGGUGCGGCUAGCGGGCGAGCUCCGCGCGGCACUGGAGCAGGGUGCGGCGGCACGCUCGAACGACGUUCCGCGCGAGCUGGCGGAGCAGCUGUGCGAGCUGCGGCGCGACAACCAGCGCCUGCGCGACCGGAACGACGAGCUUUGUGCCGCGCUGGAGGCCAGCACUCGCUGCGCACCGGGCCCGCCCGAGCCCCGCAGUGGGGAUCUCUCCACUGAACUGGACUCACUGUUCACUCAUGAACACUCUGAGUGCCGCCCAUACACACCUGAAACACCAAGGCGUUACAAGUGCGUUACCGGCCUUUUGGGAAUUGGAGAUUUGAGGAUUGUGGAUGAGGAGAUGAGGAGACUGGAGAAUUGGGCCUCCAGUAACCUCCUCACUCACACGACAAAAUACAACGCUAGCGUUGGUUGGUUCACGACGGUUUUUUGUGAGGCCGUGGAAUGUGAUUCUUCGCCUGUGAGUAUAGAGCAGAACAGGAUACUGAGCCAUGUGGAAGCAAUAGCGAAACUCAGCGAGAUGUUCGAUAGCGUGCUGGCGCUGUCCCCCGGCGCCGGCGACAGCGCGGCCUGCGCGCACUGCGCCGCCACCGCCGCCGCCGUGCGCGGCCUGCGCGCGCGGGUCAGCGACCUCAGCGACACGCUCAUCUGCAGUGCCCAGCCCUGCCACCGCGCCGCACAGACUGACCACCAGCCUGAUGCCGACUCGGAUGCGCUGCGCCGGGAUUUACUCGACGCCGAACGCCGACACGAAGAUGAAAAGAGGAAACUCUCCAACCUUGUAAAGGAUCUGGAGGCUAGCCUCGAGCAGAUGAAGGCGGAGUACGACAAGUGCGAAGAGUACUGGAGCAACAAGCUGGAGGAGGAACGCGAGCUGUUCGGCGAGGAGCAGCGGCUGGGGGACGAACGGCUGGGCGAGCUGGUCGCCAAGAUCUCGGAGUACGAGCGACAGUUCGCGCCCGCCGCCGCGCUGCCGACCAUCGACGAGCGCCACAGCCUCGAGGCGCAGUUCACGGACCUGGAGGAGGAGUUCGAACGCUAUCGCCGCGACAAGGAGGCCGAGCUCAGCGCGCGCGGCGCCGAGCUGGCGCGGCUGGCCGAGCGCCUGGCGGCGGCCGAGCGGCGGCGCGCGCCGGCCGCGGCGGCGCCCGCGGCGAGGUGCGCGAGCUGCGCGCGCGCCUGGCGCGGGCCGAGGCGGGCGCGCGGCGGCUGGCGGCGCGGCUGGCGGCGGCCGACGUGCUGGUCAAGGACCUGUACGUGGAGAACUGUCAGCUGGCGCACCGCCGCCCGCUGUGACGCGUCAUGUGAUGAUGGAAUGCUCGUCCCACGAACGAUUACUAUUAAUGCAUUUGCGUGA
This is a messenger RNA of Spodoptera littoralis (African cotton leafworm), 2939 nucleotides long. Lineage: Eukaryota; Metazoa; Arthropoda; Insecta; Lepidoptera; Noctuidae. The record is from the annotation of a GenBank genome assembly.